AUAACAAAUGCAGCAUUGCCAGUCGCAUUUGUUAAGUGCGUCAAAAACGGCCGGCCAAAGCACAGAACGCCUGAUGACAAAUCACAUAACUCAAUUUGGAGCGAAGGCAGUCGCACUCUCUUUUGUAAUAAGGUACUCUCACUGCAAUUUAUUGUGAGCGCGGAAAGGAACACAAGGAAUACGUCCACAGGUCCUUUUUAUUGAUUUUUCUUUGCCGAGUAGAAAAAGCAAACUCGAAGUAUUUGUCAAAUACUCAACUCAAGUGGCUGACAGUGAACGCUUAUCGACGAGUACACACAAAAUUAACAUAUUUGACACGAAUUGGCGAUUUGCGAUUUGCGAAAAUUGUUGGGAUUGCAGUACAUCAUGAAUUACUGCUUAUGAAAAUUACCAAAACAAACUAUACUUCAGUGAGAAGUUAUUGCAAGAAAACUGACAAAAGAAAUAUUUGCAAACGAAAUAAUUGUGUUAAGAAAUUGUGACUUCUCGUUGGAGUUAAGGUAGUGAAAAUAAACCGUUCAGUGUAAAAAAGGAUAAACAUAGAAAAUCGUCCUUCAACAACAUUCCAUCUGGUCUUGAAAUGACUUUUUAACAAAAAGUGUAUGUAAGUUUCAAAAAUCGAGCGCAAAGAAAUAAAAUCCUCCAGAUUGCUUCAAAAACCACUUCAUUUUGCGGAGGACAGCAAAAAGGUGGUAAUAUAAUUGAAUGUCCCAACCUACCCCACACAAGGACUGGCGAAUAACGAUAAAAGUCUGUAAGAGCUCGGAGGAAGCUCUCAAAGCGAAAUUGGCCUCCUUACUAGCAAUUCAUUACAGUUAUCGCACAAAACAGCCGCUCAUUGUGCCCUCUUGUACUUAAUUUCCUGUCGUGCCACAGAAUAUUGUUUAAUCAAUAACGAAUAGAGCGAUUGGUGAACGUAGUGGUUACUACGUUACAACCACCGACACCCCCUCUAUGAGCUGCAUGUGUGUGUAGCAAAUUUAAAGCUAGUAAUCUUUCACCCACCCUCGCAAUGCUAAGGCAUUCUCAAACUACUUAGACCAAACAAGUGUACGUUAGCGAGUCCUUUCACACCAACUCAGCGCCGCAAAUUGCAUUCUAAACAUGUACAAGACGGUGCGGCAUGGCGAGAACAGCCUACAAUAUACAAUACUGCCACAAAAUGAUGAUUUUCGCAUUGAGGGCAAGCUAUCAAGUGCCGGCAGUAACUGCAGUUCCACUACUGGACGCAAAGGAAAGGCGCGUCGACCAAGACGGCGUUCAUUCUUCGCAUACUUGGGAUUGAUUUUCAUUUGUACCGUUAUUGUGGGUGCAGUUUUGAUACCGUUUUUGGUCUCAGCCGAAUGCCUGCCCAACCCUACGGAAUGGUUCUUGAAGACAAAGGCAGCACUAACACACGGAGCCAACAUUAAUGGGCUGCAUAGAAACAGCGGUGGACCAAGGAAAGCCGGUGCAAAUGGCAUUGGCAGCCCACAACACGUGCCGCUACACAACAGCGCCGCUAGCAUUGGCCAAAAAGUGGAAAUUAUCAAUCGCGACGGAGUGGAGAAAAUAAUUUUGCGCGUCAAUAAAACACAGACGCAGUCAAAUACAAAUGUGACUCAAAUAAGACCCAUUGCUUAUGGUUCAAACAAAGAACAGCCUAUUCCACCUAUUGAUGAAAAAACUUCUCCGGGAAACGUUGAAUCACAAACGGCUAUUGAGACUAAGGAUGGGGCACUACUCACAACCACAAUGCCGGGAUUGAGCAACGAUGCACUGCAGGAUGUGCAUGUGUCGGCUAAUAAUGCAACUGUCAAGCAGGCGCCGGAUGGAACAGGUAACUUCGUCACAGAGGUUCGUUUCGAAUCGGACAGUAUUCAGCCCCCCAAGAUCGUUGUAAUCACCACACAACGUACACAGCUCUCGCAGAAUGUAGAUGAAAUCAGUAGCAACAGCAAUACAGAGCUGGACUCCAAUGCAAAUAGCGUUCAAGUGCCCAGUCGGAUAGUUCAAAAUAUUCCAACAGCCGCAAUACGUCCAACAACGUCCUUCUCCACAACAAGCAUAUAUUCCCCACAUGCACCGGCGGCUGCCUCCAUGGCGGUGGCAUCGUCAGCCAAUGCUAAUGCGAUUUCCAAUCAAAGCUCCACCAUACCCACCAUUACCACACGCAUAAUGCGAUUGCCGCUGCUCAAGUCUACAGCAAAGAAACCGAUCAUACCGCCCGUGCUGGUGCGCACGAACUCAGAAAUUGUAUCACAAAACCAAAACAGCAAUAAAGCGCCAACCGAAGACGAUGGCAUUGCCGCUGAUACCAGUGGAACCGAUGUGUUGGAGUCUAUUAAGGUCAACGCGGAAACAAAGAACGCCGCCUGGAUUCAGUCGCAUUGGCCAUACAUUGAUCCGUCGACAUAUUUCCAAUGGACUGGUUACAAGGAGGACAGCGUUCUGCUGCCAGCUUUGCUGGGCUUCGCCUUAAUUGGCAUGAUCCUAAUCAUUGCAAUUUGCUUGAUAGCACGCAACAAGCGCGCCAUCGUUUCAUCGGUGCGCAAGCGAAAGCGCAACGAUGUGGAGGAGGCCGGUGCCGACGAUAACACAACGCUUUUGACUAAUGCAAAUCUCUCCGAUGAGGAUUAAAUACGCCACCAACAACACCACACAUUUUGUUGACAGUCAAACACAUACACAGACACAUGUUCCCAGCCGGAAGAACCUGCCCUUAAAGAGGUUGCAAGUAAAACGACGAUUGGUUAUGACCACCAUUGCCGCGCAAGUGGAAGCGGGAGUAUUGUGCCGUGUAAACAGAUUCGCUACUAUUUGUUUGAUCGUAGGGUUUAUUUUCUCCCAAGUAAGCAAAGCUCACACAGGACACAAUCAGCAUUAUUAAGUGAAGAUAUUACUUUAGAUGUGUUGAUAACACCCAAGAAACCACUAGUAUUACCUAAUUGCAUAUAUAUUCAUUCGAAAAGUAUGUGAAGCAGAUUUCUGAAAGACAAGCACAGCAACAAAGUGGAGCGUAUGAUUGCAAAGCGCACUUUGAAACGGCCAACUUUUAUGACUUUUAUGUUCAAAACAGACAAAAUUCAUAUUAAGACUGUUGUAUUUAAUUAAAUAUGCUGUGUAUUUAAAGUACCAUACUUACUAUAAAUAAGUUAAUUAUAGUUUCUAAAUUUACAUAUUCAACUCUCAAAGAUAAUGGUGAAGCGAACAAACAAGCUAGCUAUGCAAGCUUAAGAAAAUUACAUACAUACAUACGUGUAUGCAUGCACAGCAGAGCUAUAUUUGUAGGUCCCACUGUAUAAAAUCAGAAACCCGAAAAAAUGCGUAUGCAAUGUAAUUAGAGAAAAUUAUGUAAUUGAGCAUCAAAUUGAAAACUUCACCAAAUCACAAGUAGUAUAGACAUACAUACAAACAAACGUAGGCCUGCAUAUAAAUAUGUAUAAAAACAAAGUAAAUAUCGCAAACGUCCGCUGUGUUCGACAGGCAUUCGGAAAAGUACAUUUUUCUUCGCGCCAGUUGCAACGCCUAAAAGUAGACUACAUGCAACGCCCGUAUCUAUAAUACCCUUAACUUGCUUGUGCCAUCUGCAAACAUACACACACACACACAUAAGUAAAAACAGGCUUAGAACUCUUGUAAAAAACAACAACUAAAUUUAGAUAUUCACCUCGCGCUGAUCCAAUGGCUUUAUAUGUAUGUAACGCUAAACGAUCCUGCGCCAUAACUGGUACAGCCACAUAUAUAUAUGUAUAUUCCCACACACACACACAACUGUAUAACUGUAUUCGCCCCGAAAUUGUAUUGUUGAAACACGGUGUUCGGCCUAGAAUUGCCAAAAAGCAAAUCAAAGUUGAACAAAAAUCUAGUUAUCGAACAGAAGAAGAGCAGAAAUUUGAAAACUAUUUUUGUAAGACGAUGUGAUAGUAAGUAGACAAGCGUAAUUAGUGUUAACACACACAUAUACAAAGCACAUGCAACAACAACUAAACUAAAUAAUUAUGUUCUGUACAUAUGUAUGUAGAUACCAACACAUACACAAAUGUUCGCAUUGCCAAUGACAGCAUAAGGGGAUGGUUUGACCUAGUCGCCUACUGCCCUUUGUUUGGUAUGAUUUUUAUUGACAUUUCAAGAUUAUAAAAAAUCUCAAAAAAACUUCGAAGUGGUGCUUCCUGGUUGACAUGAUUCCAACGCUUGUAGUGAUCUAAAACAAAGAAAUUAAAGUUCUUCAUUAGUAAGGAGGUCGCUAUCGGAUUGAUGAUUUGGCAAAGUCACACAAAAUGGCAUCUACUUGAAAAAAAUGUUUAAAUGUUUUGAGAUAUCAUGUCAACCACCGCACAAAAGUAGAAAAAACGCGUUUUACGUUAACGUUUACCGGUACUGUUGACACGACACUAAAACGACUUAACUUCGGAAAUUAUUUGAAUUUUAAAAAAUCCCGAAAAAGGGAGAUAUUUGUGUUUAGGUUAAAUAUGCAAAAUUAUUACCAAAAAAGUAAGGUUUUUUUUCAAACUUCUAGGCAAGAAUACUCCGAAAAGUUCCUCCCGCGUUUGAAUUUACAUAGUUCGAGUUUCCGUAACGGUAACUGCCUUGGAAAUCAUGCAAAAUUUCGCAGUUACUUUCCGGAUUCUGCACUUGUUCCAAUAACAGUGGAGGGAGGGGGUGCAAACUUUUGUGUAUGGGUGUAUGUGCAUUUCUUAUGGCAUAUUUAAAGUUAGUUCAGAAGUUGCGCACACACAUAUGCGCGCAUAUAAACCGUUAAGUAUGUAAAUGUAAACUAUUUAUGCAAAGAAGUGUUAAGCCACGUGAGAUAUUUGUGUAUGUAUAUUGUAGAUUGUACAAUUGUAUGUGAUUAAUUUGCAUUUUGCAUUAGUAUUCGUACGCAUGCCACAUGCCACACAUACAUACCUAUACCUAUAGUUUGCUUAUACAUAUAUGCAUACAAACAUACAAAUAUUGACACAUAAGUUUGAAUAAAUGUUAAAUUUAGGUGCAACAUCACACGAAACUAUUUAUGAGUGAAGUGCAUACACACACACACUGUCCUAUAUAAAUGAUACACACGCAUACAUAUUUAUUUAUAUACAUACAUACAUACAUAUAUGCUGAAUGUUUCCGCUUGUUAUUCUGGAUACUAAUGAUAAUACAGCAGACUAGCAAAGCGAAUGUAAGCAACAAAUGAAAUAAAUGGUUACGUAAUUGUUGACAACAACACACACCCACACAUACAUAUAAACACACAUCUGAAAAUAUAAACCUAUACCCACUGAUCACACAAACCAAAUAAUUAGCAAAGAAAUUGGCAGCAGUCAAAUGUACAUACAUAUGUACGACUUUCUUUGACCGCUUUUACAAAAACAACAAUAAUAGUGUAUGCGCACAUGUUUUUAUUUAUACAUACCUAUGAAUGUAAGUAUAUAAGUGCAGUUUGUAAUUCGCAAGUAUCUAUCGUAUGUAACUCUGAAAAUAUGUGUGGAGGAGACUUUCAUCUCACCGAAGUCCCUCCACAUGACAACAACAAAAGCAAAAAUGUCAUUUAUGAUUAGUUAAAAGAGUUGACAGCGAAUUCACUUUAAAGUACAUAAAACCCUUUCCAACAAAAUAUAUACAUAUAAACACAAUAAUGAAAUAAAAAUUGGCUUUAUUUAUUUUAAUUGGCUUAAAAAUGUGUUCCCAUAGUGGAUCAUGGGUAAUGAGACAACUUACAAAAUGUUCCUGUAAACUCUCUAAUAAUUGUAUUUUGCAGUUGCUAAUAAAUCAUGUGUUUGAAAGGUUCCACUCUUCGCUUUGUAUAUAAUCCAAAAAAAAAAAAAAACUUCAAUAUUUGUUGAAAUUAUAAACAAUGUAACCAUUCCCCAAUAGAUAAUCAUAUCUAUUUCAGCAUGACCUAUAGAACUGAGGUCUGAAAAUUUCCUUUAAUUUGACACCAAAAUCAUUAAUAUCGGUUCAGAUUUAGCCUAGUUAUGGCCAUUCAAAGUCCUAACUGCUCUGCUCUGCCGACGUGGGCAGCGCUGCUGGGGAUCUGCGAUUUUUGUAAAUUACAAAAUUGCCCAUUUCUACCAGGCGACCAUAAACGUGCAGCAGGUGGCUGCCAAAAAAAAGUGGCUGGUACAUGUAGAUAUGUAUUGCCCAUUUCUACCAGACGCCCGAAAGUAUGCAGCAGGUGGCAAAAAAAAGUGGCUGGUACAUGUAGAUAUGUAUGCGGCCGGCCAGCAGGUAUGUAUGUAUGUAUAUGUGGGCCAACGGAAGCGACAUGGAUUACAGUACCACCCAAGGGGAAGUGUAUAAACCGGAACCGGAAAUGUACCAGGUAGCAACUUCAACCGGAUGUAAAUUUCCGGAAACGGAUGUGUAAAAACCGGAACCGGAAACUCACUAGACAUGAACUCAAACCGGAUACAAAUCCCCGGAAACGGAUGUGCAUAAACCGGAACCGGAAAUGUGCCAGUUACCAACUUCAACCGGAUGUAAAUUUCCGGAAACGGAAGUUGUCGGCCGGAUACAGGAAGUUCAUGAGCGGUGGGGAAUUUCCGGAUAUAAUUUUCAAAAGGCGGAAGUGGUAACUAACAGGAAGUUGUACAGAAAAGAAAAUAUCAGUUUAUCGCAACUUCCGGUUAAUUACUUCCGCUUCCGGAAAUUUACAUCCGGUUGAAGUUGGUAACUGGCACAUUUCCGGUUCCGGUUUAUGCACUUCCCCUUGGGUGGUACCGUAAUCCAUGUCGCUUCCGUUGGCCCACAUAUACAUACAUACAUACCUGCUGGCCGGCCGCAUACAUAUCUACAUGUACCAGCCACUUUUUUUUGCCACCUGCUGCAUACUUUCGGGCGUCUGGUAGAAAUGGGCAAUACAUAUCUACAUGUACCAGCCACUUUUUUUUGGCAGCCACCUGCUGCACGUUUAUGGUCGCCUGGUAGAAAUGGGCAAUUUUGUAAUUUACAAAAAUCGCAGAUCCCCAGCAGCGCUGCCCACGUCGGCAGAGCAGAGCAGUUAGGACUUUGAAUGGCCAUAACUCGGCUAAAUCUGAACCGAUUUUAAUGAUUUUGGUGUCAAAUUAAAGGAAUUUUUAAGCUUUAUAUAACUGCUAUUUCUAAAAUAAUUACACAGUGCUUUGUUUUUUACUACGCUACCACAAAACUAGUAGCUUAUGUAUAUUCUGUAGAGGAUAUAUGUAUAUUCAUAUAUAAAUUUACAGGUUACCACAAAUUCAGAAGUAAUACUACACAACUACAAAUAUAAGCCUCCAUAUGUAUGUAUAUCGUGCGUACAUUUCAAUUAUCUUAUAAGCCGGAAUAUUGUAACGCCUAAUACAAAACAUAAGUUAGCUUUUGCGCCUAAAAAUCUACUCAAUUUAAAUCAUUAAUAAAGUAUAUACAUAUAUAUAUAAAUUAUAA
Molecule: messenger RNA, 7371 nt
Organism: Bactrocera neohumeralis
Lineage: Eukaryota; Metazoa; Arthropoda; Insecta; Diptera; Tephritidae
Exons: 3
Coding region: 1105-2619 (504 amino acids)
Source: RefSeq, a predicted model, not a curated record